Molecule: messenger RNA, 3614 nt
Organism: Marchantia polymorpha subsp. ruderalis
Lineage: Eukaryota; Viridiplantae; Streptophyta; Marchantiopsida; Marchantiales; Marchantiaceae
Source: the annotation of a GenBank genome assembly
UUAGACCCAACUCUGAACACGUGUGGUUACUUCACGAAGCCAGUUGUCUUCAUCUGCCUCUUACGUGGAUGAUGUACAUGUCUAGUAAUGUUCGACUCCUCCCGAUGGUUCCAGUCCAAGUGACAUAAACAGACCGCUGGGUUUAGGUCCUUGAGCACGAGGAGCGCUACCGCGCUCUCGAGUGAUCAAGGGAACUCUUCAACUCCCGAGACUUUGAUUGGUGGCAGAAUCUGUUCGUCACUAUACAAUUCGAGCUCCUUAGCUCUUCGAUUAGACGUGAGGUGACGAUCUCGCCGGUCGAGAGUCGAGAGCCUCUGGUGAUUUUGCUUCAAGGAAGGAGCAAUUUGUUAGAGCGACAGGGACAUUAGGUUUUGGGAAUGAAUUUUUGGGAUACAUAAUUGAGUUCUUUUGUCGACUUUUUUAUGAUUAUGUGUGUAGACUUGGGAGCUUAUCGUGGUUAGAGUCGGAGACAUUAGUCGUUGGUUGGUGAGGUACCGAGUGAGUUUGACAGACUGCGUUAGGAUGGGAGGAAGAGCACGGGUGCUUAGAUAGGAGACGCAGAACACGAUUACUGGACCGAGGAAGUCUCCAAUAACUUGAAAUUUUGAAGGAUUCUGUGUUUGGAGGCAUCAGGACUGAAGGCAAGUGCUGUGAGGAAAGCAGGUGUAGAUUAUAUUAUUUUAGUACGCGCAAGUGCAUGGAGUUGGCGGUUUGUGGCAGAAGAUGUGGGGGCACUGAAAUUUUACAGGGUGCGGGGGCUAGAGUAAGAAAUGUAGUGAAAGGUGAACCUGCAGUUUUUUGGGGUGGUUCUCACGAACAAUCAUCUCCGAAAUUUAUGCUGCGUUUACAAUUCUCGGGACUACGUGCUGAAAGAUUUCCUGUUUACUCCCGCAAUCCUCAGAUUCGGGGCGUCAAAUGUAAUCAACACUCUGGGUUUCAAGUGAAGAGAUGGAGAGCACAACUGGGCGAGCAGAACAAAGGAGCAGAACAAGCGCAUUUUACAAGUGUACUUUGGGAGAAAGUGAAGAAUCCCCUUUUCCAAAAUAUUCAAUAUAUUCAAGAGAGAACGAUUUUCAAGACGAAGACAGUGGAGGUUGACAAUGAUGUUGAAAAUUCUAUAGCAGAAACAAAGCUCUACUUUCCGCAUGACCACAGUUUCAGUGUGGAAACGUCCAAUGGAGCACUUUCUCCUGCAGCAAUAGACUGCAUCGAGCAGUUCAGCCGGUUAAAUGGACUGACAGGCAGACAGAUGAAAGCCAACUUUGAAUCCACAGCACCACCUUUUGUCCGAAGUGAUGAAGCCAGAAAUCUUGUCGAGUUUACAUGUUUUCGAUUUCUGUCGAGAUGUAACGCGGAUUUUCAUCCAUCUUUGAAGGACACAGCUUUUCGACGUCUUACUUUUAGUGCCAUGUUAGCAUGGCAGCGGCCUUACAAAGAGGACAUUCCAGAAACUGGCACAGUACACAAUGGCCUACCUAGAGUUGGCCUGGUGGGCGAGAAAGCGUUCUCCCGUAUCGCUCCUGCCAUAGCUGGAGCGGCAGACCGAGCAACCGCUCAUUUCCUUUACAAUGCUUUGAAGGGAGGAAAAGAAGGGUUGUCUUUUGACAUUUGGAAUCGCUACUGCGCAGAGCUCUGCAAAGUACAUAAAGGGCGUGAGCUACAACAAGAGCAGGAAGGAGCAAGGUUGGACCUGGGACAAGGAGAGCGCAUCAUCUGUGUGGGAGCUGAUUCAAGACAACCUGUGCAAAAGUGGAGCAAGGGUACAGCUUGGCCUGGAAGGUUAACACUUACAGAUCGUGCUCUAUACUUCGAGGCGAACGGUCUAACUCAUCACCAAAAGGCUACGAGGAUAGACCUUACGGGCCCUGAAGUCCAUGUUGAUUUGAAGAAGGUUGGACCUUUUGGUGUGGAAGUUUUUGACUCUGCCAUCUCUGUUGCUUCGAGCCCUGAAUCUGAACCUUGGACUUUAGAGUUCAUCGACUUUAGUGGCGUAAGUAGGCGGGAUAUCUGGUUUACUAUUUUGAAAGAGAUAAUUGCAGUAUACGCAUUCAUUGCUGAAUAUGGUGUAAAGAAGGAGGAUCCCCUGGUGAAAUACUUUUAUGGAGCGAAGAACGGCCGGAUGAAAGCUAUCAGCAGCGCGAUAGCAGGGAUCUCUCGGCUACAAGCGCUUCAAAAUGUGUUCGGGAGAUUACCAUCUAAGCCCGAAAAUCUACUCCAAUUCUCUUAUCUUCGGAAGGCUCCAAGUGGGGAUCUUGUGCUCCAAGCUCUAGCAGUUUCAUUUUGGGGUGGACGAAUGGAGGGCAAGUCAAGGGAUUUAGACUACCUGGCUCUGGGCGGAGGGGAAGCUGGAGAUGAAACUCUGGGGUCGGGUCCAAAUUUGAUUGGCACAGACGGAACUGUCUACCAUCGUAAUUGGGCAGUGUCACCUUCUUGGAGUACAGGAAAAUCUAGCGCUUUUUGGCGAGCAAGGUCUGGGUAUAAAGGCCUUGUUCUUGGGAAAAAUCACGUCGUUGGAGGGAUGACACAGAUAGAAAGGGCAGUCAGAGCUUGCCGGGAGCAAGCUCAAUUAGCUGAGAAGACCCAAGCCACCAUUGAUGGAGCUCUUCUAAAAGGCGUCCCUAACAACGUUGAUCUUCUCAAGGAGCUGCUUCUGCCGUUUUCUGUACUCGCAGUGAACUUGAAGAAAUUACGACGUUGGGAGAAUCCCGGUGCAACAUUGUCAUUUCUCUUUGUGGCUUACGGGAUCAUCUACAUGAAUUGGCUCCGUUUUGUCUUACCAACAAUUCUACUGUCUGCUGCUUUGGGAGUUUACGCCUUGCGAACCUUGAAAACUCAAGGUCGGUUGAGGGAUGACUUUGGGAAAGUAACUAUCAGGGAACAGCCACCGACGAACACAAUUCAAAAGAUUUUGGCACUGAAGGAGGCUCUGAGUUCUCUGGAAGAUUUUCUGCAGAACAGUAAUAUUAUUCUGUUGAAACUCAGGACAGUUGUACUGUCGAGAGAACCCCGAGUAACGAACGAGGUUCUGAUGGUGUUGGUAGGGAUGGGAGUAUCGAUGCUGGUUGUACCUUUUCGAUACCUAUUGGGAAUGUUCAUAUUGGACCAGUUCACAUGUGAACUGAAGUUCAGAGAGAAUUCCGUGAGACAAUUCUUCACCUAUCUACGGGACUGGUGGAACACCAUUCCAGCUGCACCUGUGGAGCUCCUCCCUCCUGAAAGUAGUGAUACCGGCGAUUCCAAAUCGGAGCAGCAGAACUCACCAACUCGAGCUGAAGCCGUGAUGCAGGCUAUGUCCGAGUGGCUCGGUGAAGACAGCCAACUGAGCCAACUGACUGGUGGAUCGUCAUGAUGUUUGUAUCUGUUUCCCGAUCAUGAUCGGAAAUGGAGAUGUAAAAUUGUAAUUAGUUUUCGGGUUGAGAUGAUGGCAUUCCCAGCACGGCAGGAAAUCGUCAAUCGAGCAGGGGCUGAAUUGUUUCGCGCAUUCUAGCCUGUAAAUUAUUUUUGCCCCCUUUUUAUUUUCUCCUUUACUCGGGGGUUGCAUCGAAAGUUCAAGUCAUUAAUGGAGUCUCAUUGUUAAUUCCACGAUUUAUUUGUAAAGAAGGAUUUGAUCAGCU